This is a messenger RNA of Gymnogyps californianus (California condor), 1008 nucleotides long. Its product is annotated as olfactory receptor 11A1-like. The record is from RefSeq and is a predicted model, not a curated record. Gene Ontology annotation, biological process: G protein-coupled receptor signaling pathway. The transcript has a single exon. Lineage: Eukaryota; Metazoa; Chordata; Aves; Accipitriformes; Cathartidae. Gene Ontology annotation, molecular function: G protein-coupled receptor activity; olfactory receptor activity. Gene Ontology annotation, cellular component: membrane. Bases 1 to 1008 code for a protein of 335 amino acids.
AUGGAGGAACGGGAAAAUGACAACGGGACAUCAUCCAUGGAUUUUGUGCUGCUGGGAAUACAUGAUGUCCCCACGCUCCAGAACCUGCUCUUUCUCCUCUUGCUUAUGAUCUACUCAGUCACCAUGGUUGGGAACAUCCUUAUCGUUGUGCUGGUGGUGGCAGACCAGCAUCUGCACACCCCCAUGUACUUCUUCCUGGGCAAUCUGUCCUCCCUGGAGACCUGCUACAGCUCCACCAUCCUGCCACGGUUGCUGGCUGCCUUCCUGCAUGGGCACAGCAGCAUCUCUGCACAUGGCUGCAUGGCUCAGUUCUACUUCUUCGCUUCGUUUGCGACUACGGAGUGUUGCCUGCUGGCAGCCAUGUCCUACGAUCGGUACUUGGCCAUAUGCCAGCCCUUGCUCUAUGCAAGCCGCAUGACCUGGAAGGUCUCUUUACAUCUUGCAGCUGCAUCUUGGCUAUGGGGUUCACUGCUGCUGGUGGUAGUCACAGUCUUCUUAUCCCAGUUGCAGUUCUGUGGCCCAAAGUCCAUUGACCACUUUUUCUGUGAUUUCACCCCGUUGCUGGAGCUUGCCUGCAGUGACACCAGGGUGUUCAUGCUCAUUGAGUUCAUCUUUGCCUUCCUGGACCUAAUCUUCCCCUUCCUGUUCACGCUGGCCUCCUACAUGUGCAUCAUAGCUGCCAUCCUGAGGAUCCCAUGCAGCACAGGCAGGCAGAAGGCCUUCUCUACCUGCUCCUCUCACCUCACUGUUGUCUCUGUUUUCUAUGGCACCCUCUUUGUUGUCUACAUGCUGCCCAGAACAGCCCUGCUGAGGCAGCUCAACAAAGUGUUCUCCUUUUUCUACACCGUCCUCACACCCCUGGUCAAUCCCCUCAUCUACAGCCUGCGGAACAGGGAGGUCAGGGAGGCUCUGAGGAAAAUGCUCAGGAAAGCCAUGGCCUGCACCCACAGCUACCUUGGUGACAGAGGCAAAAGACACUUCUGGUUCCUUCGAAGAGGAAAGCUCUAG